Messenger RNA from Hydractinia symbiolongicarpus, 1235 nucleotides. RefSeq lists its product as uncharacterized. Lineage: Eukaryota; Metazoa; Cnidaria; Hydrozoa; Anthoathecata; Hydractiniidae. The record is from RefSeq and is a predicted model, not a curated record. The coding region runs from base 1 to 597 and encodes 198 amino acids. The transcript has a single exon.
AUGCGGGGGCAGUCAGAUUUGUCCCCAUCAAAGGCAGAGAUCCAUCUGCAAAAACUGCAAGGGCAGUCAGUUUGUCCUCAUGAAAGGAUGAGAUCUCGGUGUAAAGAAUGCAAGAGUAGUCAAAUCUGUCAGCAUAAAAGGAGGAGAGCUUGCUGUAAAGAAUGCAAGGGUAGUGAAAUCUGCAAGACUGAAAGGAGGAGAGCAUGCUGUAAAGAAUGCAAGGAUAGUCAGAUUUGCCCUCAUGAGAAAUUAAGGUAUCGCUGCAAGGAAUGCAAGAAGGAUAAACAAUUAGAGGGAACCAGGAGCUGCCCGAAGUGUAAAAAAGUGUUGGGCCUAGAUGAAUUUAGAGUGCUGAGAAAUGGAAAGACGGCAAUAAUUUGUAUAUGUUGCCAGGAUAAAAAGAAGGCGUCAAGGGAACGUAACAGAUGCCCCCAUGGUAGGCGGAGGUCUCAAUGUAAGGAAUGCGGCGGUAGAGAUAUAUACCAGCAUGAAAAGAGGAAGGCCUAUUGUAAAGACUGUAAGGGCGGUCAGAUUUGUGAGCAUGAGAGACAUAGGGCUUGCUGUAAGGACUGUAGGAAGGGCAAACAGCUGGAAUAAAUACGGCUUUAUUCUGUGAAAUAUGAGUGACCACAACGCGUGUUUGUCCUCUGGGGCAAAAACCAAUCAAUAUGGAUGAGACUAAGAGCUGCACGCAAUGUAAGCACUAUCUUUUUUUGGACAAUUUUAGGAUCAAGGGGAAUGGUCAACUAACAAAAAUGCGCAUAGCUUUCCUGUAUAAAAGGAAGGCGUCACGUGAACGUAAAAAAUGCCCCUAUUAAAGGCAGAGAUCUCGUUGAAAGGACUGAAAGGGAAGUGAAAUCUGCAAACAUGAAGGGAUAAGAACAACGUGUAAGGACUGUGGGUAAAGUCAGAUGUGCAGUGAACAUGGUAGGAUAAGAUAUCAGUGUAAAGAGUGUGCGGGUGGGUGAACAUGGCAGGCGAAGAUCCCGGUGCAAAGCCUGAGGGGGUGGAAGCAUCUGCAAGGAUAAAAAAGUGAGGUCCUAUUGCAAAGAGUGUAAGGACACGUUUUUGCGUGGCAAAAAAAGCAAGAUUUUGGAUAACUAAGUUUGACGUGGCUUGAGAAAUAUAACUUGCAGCGUACAACUUUUUCAAAAUAUGGACACAAUUAGAAAAAGAUUGAAAUUAUGUCCUGUUUUUUCCCUUUUUAAAACAAUGUUAUGUUUCGGAGUAUUAAG